AUGACUACUCCAGCACCUCCAGCACCAGCAGCUCCAGCACCUCCAGUACCUCCAGCUCCAGCACCUCCAGUACCUACAGCUCUAGCACCUCCAGCACCAGCAGCUCCAGUACCUCCAGCACCUCCAGCUCUAGCAUCUCCAGUACCAGCAGCUCCAGCACCUCCAGCACAUGCAGCUCCAGUUCCUCCAGCACCAGCAGCUCUAGUACCUCCAGUACUUCCAACUCUAGCACCUCCAACACCAGCAGCUCUCGUACCUCCAGUACCUCCAACUCUAGCACCUCUAGCACCAGUAGCUCCACUACCUCCAGCACCUCUAGCACCUCCAGCUCUAGCACCUCUAGCACCAGCAGCUCCAGCACCUCCAGCUCCAGCACCUCCAGCACCAGCAGCCCCAAAACCUCCAGCACUAGCAGCUCUAGUAACUCCAGCACCUCCAGCUCUAGCACCUCCAACUCGAGUACGGCUAGCUCCACCACCAGGGCUGCCCUACCGAAAAGCUCACUCGCGAAGCCGCUCGGGCGAGAGAGUCUCCUGCCAACAAGCACCAGUACCGCUAGUACUAGCCUCUCCAGCACUAGGACCUCCAGCAACUCCAACUCCAGUACCACCAGCACCAGCACCUCCAGCACCUCCAACUGCAGCACCUCCAGCUCCUCCUGUAUCCGUAGGACACUCAGCACCCCCAGAACCAGCACCCCCAGAGUCCGCACCCCCAGUGUCACCACCUCCAGCAGCACCAGAGUCCACAGCGACUGGCUGCAGAGGCGGUGAAGACGGCCGAGGCGGAAAAUCAGGAGGGGCCGCCAAGCGCGCUGAGCGGCGAGGGGCCACAGUGUCGGCAUCAGUCGGAUCACCCCCCUCAGCUGGGCCAGAAGUGUCAGAGGAGACCUCCAAAGGCUCAACCAAGGGGGGUGGGUCUACCUGA
Molecule: messenger RNA, 927 nt
Organism: Closterium sp. Yama58-4
Lineage: Eukaryota; Viridiplantae; Streptophyta; Zygnematophyceae; Desmidiales; Closteriaceae
Source: the annotation of a GenBank genome assembly